UUUUGAACUUGCGGAGAGGUCCUUCGAGAAGUAAAAAUUUGUCAACAAGGUCAUGUUUGAGAGCUGCAGUUGGUGAUAAAGACGGUGUGAUCAUCGUUGACCAUGGUUCGCGUCGUAGAGAAUCCAAUCUCAUGCUAAAUGAGUUUGUAAUAAUGUUUAGAGACAAAACUGGGUAUCCAAUCGUAGAGCCUGCACAUAUGGAGUUGGCAGAACCAUCAAUAAAAGAUGCAUUUGGCUUGUGUGUUCAACAAGGAGCAAGUCGGGUGAUUGUAAGUCCAUUUUUUCUUUUUCCCGGACGACAUUGGCACAAGGAUAUACCUUCCUUGAUUGCUGAAGCUGCAAUAGAGCACCCAGGUGUUUCAUACAUGGUCACUGCACCUCUUGGCUUGCAUGAGCUACUAGUGGAUGUUGUGAAUGACAGGCUCAAUCAUUGCUUAAGCCACGUAGCAGGGGAUGCAGAUGAGUGUGCAGUUUGUGAUGGGACAAACAAGUGCAGGCUCUAUGGAGCUGGCUCUAAGACAGUGAAGCUGAAUUAAGAACAUUGUGCCUAGAGUCUUAAGAGUGGCAACAAUGAGAGUAAUAAUUUGCAGGUAUUCACUCAAACUCAUAUCAUCUUGAUCAUCCUCGUCAACAUCAUCACCUCCAAAUGGCCAGCAGACACUGUUCAACGAACAUUUGCUGACUUUUGCUUCCCUUACUGACUGUGAAAAAUCUGGGCUCCACAGAAAACUAGCAUAGUAUUUUUCAUACCUGUAUGCUGAUCUGAUUCGUUGCUAACCAAGAGAACUUAUUUGGAAGUCUCCAUUGCUAAAGCAGCUGCAUAUAUUAGUUAGUUUGGUGGCCAGCAGUUUGUCAAUGGAGGUGUGAUGGCUGAUCCUUUGGAAAACAUUUUACUUUUGAUAUCUAUGUUUAUUACUUUCCAUUUGUAUUUAAAUCCUAUGUAAUCUGUUUCUGUGACUUGUAUAUUUUAGUGUACUGUUCAGACAAAACGAUUGUUUUGAUUAAAUGAAUGUUGCAUACAUUUGUAUUCGCAUAUUUACAUCUCGGUUAAAAAAUCCAUCCGAGCUAAAUUCAGAUUUUCAUGACUGA
This is a messenger RNA of Pistacia vera, 1089 nucleotides long. RefSeq names its product sirohydrochlorin ferrochelatase, chloroplastic-like. Gene Ontology annotation, molecular function: lyase activity. The transcript is spliced from 6 exons. The coding region runs from base 132 to 536 and encodes 134 amino acids. The record is from RefSeq and is a predicted model, not a curated record. Lineage: Eukaryota; Viridiplantae; Streptophyta; Magnoliopsida; Sapindales; Anacardiaceae.